Molecule: messenger RNA, 1008 nt
Organism: Saccoglossus kowalevskii
Lineage: Eukaryota; Metazoa; Hemichordata; Enteropneusta; Harrimaniidae
Product: retinol dehydrogenase 12-like
Source: RefSeq, a predicted model, not a curated record
AUGUCGGCGAAGACGGUAAUCGUCACUGGUGCAACUGCAGGUAUCGGCUAUGUCACGGCUAAACAUAUAAGCAUGAUGGGUGCAAAGGUCAUCCUUGCUUGCAGAUCAGAAGAUAAAGCGACACAGGCAAUUGAUAAUAUGAGAGCGGAAUAUUCCCAAUGGGUUCAGAAACGGCAGAAAGCUAAAUCGAAGACGAAGAACAAGAAGAGAGACACAGUGGAAGAGCCGCAGCCAGACGAAUUGAAUCUUGAAUUUAUGAAGCUUGAUCUCACGUCCCUGAAGUCAACGACGGAUUUUGUACACAAUUACAAAUCUCGUGGAUAUUCACUGAAUGUUCUCGUAUGUAACGCUGGUAUAGCGCUACCCCCAAAAGAAUUAACAGAAGAUGGGUUUGAAAAACAGUUCCAAGUGAAUUAUUUGAGUCAUUUCUUACUGACGCUUCAAUUAUUACCACUUUUGAAGUCAUCAUCACCCGGAAGUAGAAUUAUCAACGUGUCGUCCGUGGGCCAUGCCAGGGGAGAGUUGAACUUAGAAAAUAUUCAAGCUCAAUUAUCUUACAGCAGAAUACCAUUUUAUGGGAACUCAAAAUUAUAUCAGAUCAUGUCGAUGUUUUCCUUCCAAAGAAGACUGGAAGGAUCUGGAGUCAAUGUAACGUCAUUACAUCCCGGUGUUGUAAAUACUGAAAUCGAUAAGACCUAUCAAGACUAUUGGAUGAAAAAUGUAUGGGGCUUUUUUAGACGCACUGGCAUGUUAAUAGACGUGGAAAAAGGCGCUGCAACAUCAAUUGACCUGGCAGUGAAUCCUGAAUACAAUGACGUCACUGGAGUAUAUUUUUCUGAGUGCAAGAGAACAACGCCAUCUUCAUUAUCCAGGAACGUUGAGAAGCAAGAAAUCCUUUGGAAAUACAGUUUGGAAUGUCUCAAAGAUUAUCUAGACGAUAAUAUCUUGGAACAAAUAGGAGAAGAUCGCAAAGAAGUGAAAGAUGUUGGCGAAAAUGACAAUAUAUAA